AUGAGGAAGCAUUCCGCAGGUAAAGACCAUCAACCCCCAAGCCCGAGUCUAGGCCCGCAUCUCCAACCCAAAAUCCAAACAGCCCACCAAGUACCCUUAGGCACCGAGAAGGAUGUUAUACUAAGCCUCUGGAACCUCAGGAACCGUCUCCCAUCCCUUUACUCCGAUUUCACUCCCCAGAAGAAAACAAAUCCAGACGGGUACGCGGUCAACGUCGCCGCAUGGGAACAAGCACUUAACAGAGCCGCAAAGCGCGGCUACACUUCAUCCCGCGGAGUCCGCGUACGCUCCGGAUCAAACCUCUCAGCGACGAAAGGUUCAUCAGCACAGCGCAAGAAGACAGACCACCUCAUUCUAAGAACGGAUGAGUCCUUACUAAGGGAUCUGGAAAGUGCAGAGUGGGGGAGGCCUGUUGCGCUAGGCACUGUCUUCGACGAGGCGAUUCGCAAGCGCACUAUGAUCCCUUUGGCUGUUUACAUGGCUACUGCUGGGCUUUUGCAGAAGAGUCAGUGGAGGGUAAUUGAUCCUGGUGUUUUGAGUCCGUGGAAUGUCAUGAGUUGGGGUGUUAGGCAGCUUAAGGGGUUUGUUGUUGGGUCUGAGAGUGAUUCUGCGCCGAGGUUGCAGGCCCAGGAGUUGGUUUUGGUGGAGAAUUUACAGGAGACUGCGGACUUGGCUGUGAAGAAGGCUACUGGUGGUAAUUCCUCCAAGUUGGAUUUGAUAUACUCUAGAGACAGCUUUGUUGAGGAGUUCGCGGGCAUGUUGAAUGAUGCUACAGAUUUAUCAGAUGCUGAUUUUGACGUUUUAUUGCUCUAUUUGUCCCGCGACAGCGGUGCUAUUGCAUAUGAUGGCAAGCUACUGAUGAGUGGGCAGACAAUCAAGUUCAAAUCCGCGGGCGAGGCGCCAGAGAUCACACAGCAGGACACGACCAUUGCGUCUAUCAAGAGUUUGGUUGCCACUAUGUCGAAACAAGUCACGACUUUGGAGGCGAAGGUCGCUGAGCUGAAUACAUCUGCAAAGACGGCGCUUGCAAACAAGAACCGCGUUUCGGCGCUAGCUGCUGUGCGGUCAAAGAAGAUGGCAGAGCAGAACCUCAAGCAGAGACUUGACACUCUUAUGCAGCUUGAAGAGGUCUAUACCAAGAUCGAACAAGCUACCAGUCAGAUCGAGAUUGUGCAGGUCAUGCAGGCAAGUACUGGUGUCCUCCGUGGUCUUCACACACAGAUUGGUGGCGCCGAGAAGGUUGAAGAUAUCGUUGAGGAGUUACGUGAGGAGAUGACCAAGGUGGAUGAGGUCGGCAGCAUCAUGAACGAGGCCGGUCCGGUCAUUGAUGAGGGAGAGAUUGAUGAGGAGCUUGAAGCCCUAGAGAAGGCUGACAGGGAAGUACAGGAGAGGGAAGAAGCAGUAGCCACGGAGAAGAGACUGGCCGAGCUGGACAGUGCCAAGCAAGCCUCCGAUGAAGCUGCCCGGAAAGCACAGGCGUCCAAGAAACUGGAGUCUGAGCUUGCGGGCAGCAUUGAGAGGCUUUCCAAUAUGUCUGUUGAAGAUCGCCCGAUGCCAGCGAAAUAA
Molecule: messenger RNA, 1566 nt
Organism: Penicillium antarcticum
Lineage: Eukaryota; Fungi; Ascomycota; Eurotiomycetes; Eurotiales; Aspergillaceae
Product: putative vacuolar sorting protein SNF7 family protein
Exons: 3
Coding region: 1-1566 (521 amino acids)
Biological process (GO): late endosome to vacuole transport via multivesicular body sorting pathway; vesicle budding from membrane
Cellular component (GO): ESCRT III complex; cytoplasmic side of plasma membrane; multivesicular body
Source: RefSeq, a predicted model, not a curated record